GGAAGCCCCUGAGGCAGAGGCUGGCCGCCCUUCCCACUGACUUGGGUUGGUUGGGGUUAGCGGUAGCCCCGAAGGCGGCGCCGACUAUACCCCUGGUCAGUACCGGAAACCCGCAAAGGGAGCCACACCUCCACUGCUGUCUCUGGUGCAUACAAAGCGCCACGCGGAGGACUUCCUGGAGGAGGCACCGCGGCUGCGAUUUGAACAGUUUAGCCUGGCAGCCCAGAUCCUAUUCCUUAGAGAAGACAAGGCCAUGGAAGCUAUGUUCCUGACAGCCAGCUGGCAGGCAUUUCUGUCCUUUGAAGAUGUGGCAAUGUAUUUUACAAGAGAGGAGUGGGGCCACCUUGACUGGACUCAAAAGGACCUCUACAGAGAUGUGAUGCUGGAGAAUUACAGGAGCAUGAUCUCAUUGGGAUUUCAGUUUCCUAAACCUGAGGUGAUCUGUCAGCUGGAGAACUGGGAUGAGCCAUGGAUCAUGGAUCUACCAAGAGCUGAAAAUAGGAAGGCUACCCAUAAUGUUUGCCCAGGUUUUGAAACUAGAUCCAAGAUGAAAAUACUAACUCCAAAGCAGAAAAUUUCUGAAGAUUUAGAGUCAUAUAAGAUAUCAAUGGUAAUGCAAGAAACAGCCAAGAAACUUUCAGAGAAGUUACAUAAAUGUAAUGAAUUUGUGGACAGUUGGAGGUUGGCAUUCCCUACUACUGGUGUUGACUACGAUAAGGGCCUCCUUCCAAAUCUUAACUUUAUUCAAGAUCAGAAUAAUCAAACUAGGAAGAAACAAGGCAAGUUCAGUGAGGAUGAGAAAUCCUCCAAUCAAAGAUCAUUACUUUUGAGGCAAGAACAAAGUCUUAGAAGAGCAAAAUCUUAUGAAUGCAGUGAAUGCGCCAAAGUGUUUAGGCGUAAAGCAUGUUUUGAUCAACAUCAGAGAAUUCACUUUUUAGAAAAUCCCUUUGAGUGUAAUGUAUGUGGGCAAGCCUUCAAGCAGCGGUCAGUUCUCAAUGUUCAUAAACAGUUCCACAUACAAAAAAGGCCAUAUAUGUGUCAUGACUGUGGAAAGUGUUUCCGUCAGCUCUCCUACCUCAUUGAACAUAAGAGGAUUCAUACCAAAGAAAAACCCUAUAAGUGUACUGAAUGUGAAAAAUCAUUCCGGCAGAAUUCAACCCUUAUUCGGCAUCAAGUAAUCCAUAGUGGAGAAAAGCCCCAUAAAUGCACUGAAUGUGGGAAAGCCUUUGGUCGAUACUCAACCCUUAUAUGCCAUCAACAAAUUCACAGUAAACAGAACAUCCAUAAAUGUAGUGAAUGUGGACAGGCCUUUGGACGCAAUGUAGAUCUUAUUCAGCAUCAAAGAACCCAUACUGAGGAUGAAUUCUUUGAAUGUAGAGAAUGUGGGAAAACAUUCAGUUUUAAGAGAAAUCUUUAUCGACAUCAGGUCAUUCACACUGGAAAAAGACCCUAUAGAUGUGACACAUGUGGGAAAACCUUCAUUUGGCACACAAGCUUUAUUAAACAUCGAGGUACUCACAAAGGACAGAUAUCUGCAUGAUAUUAAUUGGAACAGCUACCAUUUAAAGACCAGAAUUUGGGACAACCAGUUGGUAUGAUGGUUAAGGCAGCUGGAUCUCACAUGACUGACUGCAUGGUUUAAGUCUUGCACACAUUGUCUUGAAAAACUUGCCUAGAGCAUAUGCAUAUGUCUCCAAAAUCCCAAGGAGAAUGUAGAAAAGACUGCGGCAUGGUCAUCCUCCCUGGGAAGUACUUUCUCACUUUCUCUCGCUGGUGAGCAUAUGUGCCUAAUAGAAAAACACAUAAAGACCAGAACUUAACCAUCUGCUCUUAAGGGUAUAACCUUGAUAUUUUUCAUGGAGAGUAAUAAAUGGAACUGGUGUGGUUUUUCUGUGCAGGCCAUUUAUUUGUAGCGAACCUUCCUGCUGCAGUCAAGGAUUAUAGAAAAUGUAAUAGACUAUUGUGUCCUUCUUGAACCCACCCAGUAUCCUCAUUUUCUUCAGUUUAAAGCAGGAGGGAGGCAUAGCUUUUCCCUAUGGUCCUCAAGGCUGUGGACCAUGUGAUGAGUCAGGAACAUUUUAACAAAACCUUUCCUGGGUUAUAUAGAGAAAUGAUCUGGAGGGACCAGCAGUUGGCA
Molecule: messenger RNA, 2137 nt
Organism: Tupaia belangeri chinensis (Chinese tree shrew)
Lineage: Eukaryota; Metazoa; Chordata; Mammalia; Scandentia; Tupaiidae
Gene: ZNF789
Product: zinc finger protein 789
Exons: 5
Coding region: 254-1540 (428 amino acids)
Biological process (GO): regulation of transcription by RNA polymerase II
Cellular component (GO): nucleus
Molecular function (GO): DNA-binding transcription factor activity, RNA polymerase II-specific; sequence-specific DNA binding
Source: RefSeq, a predicted model, not a curated record